ACCCCUCUUUAAAGUGUUGACAUUGCGUCAUUCUGGUCUGAAAGGAAACGAUCAGUGCGCGACAACGCUCACCCACUGACUCCCUUUGGACCUUGGCCACCAAACAAAUUCUUUGUUCUUCUCAACGUUCGUCUCUCAACACUAUCCCCUCUGUACCCUCUACCAUCUCCUAGUACUCUACUUCUCACCCACUCUGCACACUCCACCAUGCUCGCCCGCGCAGCCUUCCCCGCAUUCUUCCUCGUCCUCGGAGGGUUCAUCAUGUUCCUCCUUGUGACUCUCUCUGUGCCCAUCAUCAAAACAAUUUACCUUCUCAAGAUCGAGUAUCCAGGUGGAAGCACAGCUGCCAAUAUUGGUGUCCUUGGGACAUGCUUUAAAGGCGGUAAUGCAGAAUUCCUCGGAUUCGAUUACUCUGGUACUGCCUACUGUACCGAUCCAAAAGUGGGAUACAGGAUCGACCCUUCUCUCCUGGGAUACGAUGGGUCUCGUAACACCAGCAGCAUCAUCGUGCGAGCUCUCUCCGGAAGUCUAAUCAUAAACGCCUUGGCAGCUGGCUUCGCGGGCUUCAGUCUCUUCUUCGCCUUCUUCGCCUGGCUGUGUGCUUCGAGAGUCAUGGAGAUUAUCCUCUUCAUCACCAUGUUCUUCACUGCGUUCGUAGCUUGGAUCGCGUGGGCACUCGACUGCGCUCUUACACUAGUCGCUAGACGUAGAGUUGAUAACUACACGUCUGGUACUUUCUCAGGGCAUAUAGGAAAUGCCUUCUGGCUGGCUCUCGCUGGAGCAUUUGCUCUCUCCUUCGGUCUCUGCUUUGCUGGCUGCGGCAUGUUUGGACGAUACUCCAGACCUAGAGAAAACUAUGUCGGCAACAAUGUCGCACCCUCUGGAGCCCCAGCUAUGGCUGAAAAGCCAGCAGGACGAAGACGAUGGCCCUGGCAACGAAACACUGCGUACCGAGGCACGUACUGAGCCCUUCCUCGACGACUGGCACGACUUUGACCUUUAGUUACGGCCUUUCACGACAUUGCAAUUUUAACUUACGAUCCAUACACGAGUACACUUUACAAGCUUAUCAUUCGUUAAUGUCUCGAUACGUCCCUGUCUCUUCUUUGCAGUUCAUUGUCUGGAUGCAGAUGUGUUUCCUACAAAUGGCUUACUCUACA
Kockovaella imperatae is the source of this 1160-nucleotide messenger RNA. RefSeq lists its product as hypothetical. The transcript has 7 exons. Lineage: Eukaryota; Fungi; Basidiomycota; Tremellomycetes; Tremellales; Cuniculitremaceae. The record is from RefSeq and is a predicted model, not a curated record. Gene Ontology annotation, cellular component: plasma membrane; cell division site; growing cell tip. Bases 208 to 966 code for a protein of 252 amino acids.